AUUUGCAAACAUGGCAGCGUUCGGAAACAGCUCAUGUUGGAGCACUCCAGAGGUUUAUAAACAUCAUGAGCAGCAAAAGAUUUGCCCCUCACGACCGAAGUAUAGAGAAGGGAGGAGACCUAAAGCAGUUAAGGUAUGAAAAUCAUUUCCUACAGCGAAAUUAUGUAUCCAUGCUCAAUACUUGACCAAGUGAGCUAGCUAGCUAGAAAUCUAAUGUAUUAUCCGUGCUAUAUUACCCCUGUAGGUGUACACCAUCAACUUGGAGUCUCGUUACCUGAUGGUGCAAGGAGUCCCAGCCAUCGGGGUGAUGACAGAACUGAUCCAGCUCUCUGCGCUGUACGGGGCUGUGGAGGAGUACAGGGUGCUGGAUGAGUACCCUGCAGAGGAAUUCACAGAGGUCUACCUCAUCAAGUUCCAGAAACUCACCAGUGCAAGGUUAGGACAGGUUUUAUAGGUUAUGAUGAGAUGGAUAGGGAGAGGUGUUUUCCCUGACCAUCAUGUAACCUGAUCAGGAAAAACUUCAGGCCCUAGUUUUAUCUAGCCUAGUCCCACACAAGCUGGUAGACCACCUCACUCAGCCAGUUAUACUUUAAAGUAAUUGUGUUUCAGGGCGGCCAAACGGCAUAUGGAUGAGAAGAGUUUCUUUGGAGGUUUACUACAUGUGUGCUAUGCCCCUGAGUAUGAGACAGUGGAGGACACCAGACUGAAGCUGCAAGACAGGAGACGAUAUGUGAACAGGACGACUCAAAAUAAAGGUACAGAUGUUGUGCUGUGCUGGGAGAAUAUUAUCAGUACUAUCUCUGGUAUGUCAUUCACAACAUAAGCAUGAUUAUUAUGAUGUAGUUAGUUGACAUAUGAUUCUUCCUUUUUGGUUGAGAAGCAAAGGAACAGGACCAGGAGGAUGAAAAGAGCAAAAACCCCAUGUCGUCAGAUACAGUUGCUACCACAGCCAGGACUUCCUCAGGUGAUAAUCAGAGAUCCAGUGAUACCAGCAACAAGGGAGAGACUUCGAGUACCAGCCAUGGCCAUUAUUUAGGAUUUCCCUUAUUGCCUUUACCCCCACAGGAGUUUCCUCCUUACAGACAUGCCCCAUCUAAUGAUCUGUCUUAUAGUUAUCAGGCAAACCAAUGCAGGACUAUUCCAACCGAGGACAAAAUGGGGUCAUUGCAUAAUGCCAUAGAUACUAAACAGCAGCUGGCACCCAUUGUAAGCAGCGUUCCCUCCUCUUCUGGGGGAGACCGAGGAAUAGUGAAAAGACUGAGUAAAAAUCCACCCCCUGCAGCACCCCCAAGAUUCGUACCGAGGACCACAGAUUUGGAGAACAGAAAACGGAAAAUGGUAGAAACUAAUAAAGACUCACUUUUUGGCUUCGUGGACAAAAAUGAAACCCUCAUUGGACCAAAACUACCAGAGCGGCCUAAAAUGGAUAUGGCGGACGAGUCGUUGAACACAACAGCCAACAUGAUCAGAAAUACAUUGAAAAAAGUAUAUUCGUGGUCAUUUGCUUCUUAAAAUUGGUCACUCACAAUUUCAUACAAUUGAAGAGUGAUACUACACUACAGUAAAUUCAUGUCUUUCCUUGUUCUCAGGUUGCAUCAGUUCCUGAAGUCAAGCCAACAAAGACAAAGUCAGCAAAGCCUCGGAGGAGAAUCUAA
Molecule: messenger RNA, 1655 nt
Organism: Coregonus sp. 'balchen'
Lineage: Eukaryota; Metazoa; Chordata; Actinopteri; Salmoniformes; Salmonidae
Source: the annotation of a GenBank genome assembly